Molecule: messenger RNA, 6879 nt
Organism: Biomphalaria glabrata
Lineage: Eukaryota; Metazoa; Mollusca; Gastropoda; Planorbidae
Product: ARF GTPase-activating protein GIT2-like
Exons: 24
Coding region: 413-2728 (771 amino acids)
Biological process (GO): regulation of ARF protein signal transduction; brain development
Molecular function (GO): protein binding; GTPase activator activity
Source: RefSeq, a predicted model, not a curated record
UUCUGAUCUGUGAAUUUGUAAAAAACAUUAAAUUAUUUUAUCUUUAAGUAACAUCUGUAUUAUUAUAUAAGUCUAAGAAGAUUGAUAAGAUCUAGACCGUCCGUAGUGUAGUCAGUAGUAGUAGUAGUCUAAGAGUGUUACUAGACAAGAGUUACUGAGAGUUACCCAGUUAGUCUAGAAUCUAAUUCCGAGACUUAGACUAAGUUAAGUGAGUUACUGAUUUAGAAUGUUUCCUGCCUCAUGAUCAAAAGUCCACCCACAGUUCACCCUCUUGUGAAGAGAAUGAUUUAAAAACAUGGAUUUAAAUUUGAAGGGAUAAGAAUCUAAUAGUUAGCAAGGAUUGAGUUGAGUGGGCUCGGUAUAUUAAACUACCACCACGGAUUCAAAAACAAAGCGAGUUGAUCAGAAAAAGAUGACAAUGUCCAGGAGCAGCAUGCGACCUCCUCCAGUUUGUGCCGAUUGUACUGCUGCAGAUCCAACAUGGGCAUCAAUCAAUCGAGGCGUCCUUAUCUGUGAUGAAUGCUGUAGUGUUCACCGCAGUCUUGGCCGUCAUAUUUCACAAGUGAAAAAUCUUAAAAAAGGACUCUGGUCUGCAAGUCAGCAUACAAUGGUUUACAAUUUAGCCAGCAAUGGUGCCAAUAAUAUCUGGGAGCAUACCAUGCUUGACCCUGCUCAAAAUAAACACGGUCGCCGAAAACCUGGGCCCAGAGACCCACUGCACCCGAACAAAUCAGACUUUAUCAGAGCCAAGUAUCAAUUUCUGUCAUUUGUGAACAAACAUAAAGACAGUGAUGCCAGCUCUUUAGAUGAUGUUAGCAGGGAACUGCACUCAAGUGUUCGAACAAAUAAUGUGGAGACGUGCCUACGUCUGCUGUCCAAAGGGGCUGACCCAAACUAUUUUUACAGGGAAAAGGGCAAUAGUCCUAUUCAUGUAGCUGCUCAGGCUGGUCAGACAUCACAAGUUGAACUUCUGUGUGUAUAUGGAGCUGAUCCAGGAGCUAAAGAUGCCAAUGGACGCACUCCAUAUGACUAUGCUAAAGUUGAAGGUUUUUGUGAUCUGGCGGACAGAAUAGUUGAACUUCAGUAUGAACUGACUGACAGGCUGACAUACUACAUCUGUGGUCGCAAACCAGAUCACAGAACUGGAAUACAUUUUAAAAUUCCUGAACUUGGAGACAAUAAUGCUGACCUAUCAGAACUUGCCAAACAAGCCAGGAAAAAAUUGCAAGCUCUUCCAAACCAUUUAUUUGAAGAGUUGGCAAUGGAUGUCUAUGAUGAAGUAGAUAGGCGAGAGAAUGAUGCAAUUUGGCUGUCAACUCAUGAUCACACCUCAGUAUUGAGUGAAAGGCUUACAGUCCCACAUCUCCCAGUAAAUCCAGAGCUCUCUACCACAAGAAACCAGGGUCGCCAGAAACUGGCAAGAUUUAAUUGUAGAGAGUUCACUACCUUGGUUGUGGAUAUCUUGCAUGAUGCAAGGCGGAGACAGACGGGAAUAACUGCCCCAUCAAGUGCACUGAAAGACCCAGACAAGAUGGGUUUGAAUUCCCAGAGAAUCAGUGCUAUUAGUGAUGACGAGCCUCUAUACGACAGUGUGGCGUCAGAUGAAGAUUACAGCAGCAUCGACACCCAAAGUAUUAAGAGUGUUCGUCAGGAGAUGAGACCUGAUAUUACUGCAGAAAGACAUUCAAAAAAACACUCUUUACCAUGUCUCAAGACGUCCAAAUUGCACUCGUCGUACCUCCGAAGAAAAAGUAUGUCUGAGCAGCAAACGGAUGCUCCAGUGUCAUCAGAGGAGCUCUAUGAAGUGCGCAAGCAGCUGGCUGCUUCUGCAUUAACUAUCAAACAACUGGAGCAAGCCAAGAAAGAUCUGGAAAGAAAGGUGGACACAUUGUUAAGAGAAAAUGCCAAUCUACGUCUCAGUCAUGAUUUUUCUAAUGUGGUUGUCAACGGGCUGGAUGAUCAGUUGGACAGCAAUCAUCGAAACAACAACAAUGGCGAUGCCUUCGACUAUGAACUCCCUUCGGUGAGGUCAAGUGGUCCUCGACCUACAUCCAUGAUUGAAAUGAGCAGACAUGUGAACUCUGGCACAACAACUCCUAUCAUGUCGUCCACUUCUGUCACUAACAUUGCCAUGAGUGGCUCUGCCGCUGGCAAGAGUAAAGGUCUCUCUGUGGCUGGCAGUUUCUCAGUGGAUGACCCAGUUAGUCAGCCUGGGGGUGAAGGACAUUAUGAUGUGCCACCUAAAUCUCAUUACUCAACUGAUAGUGACGUUCAAGUUCAGGAAGUUCUUUCUUCCAUCAGAGAAUCAUCAGAAAGUGAAGGCCAAGGUUCCAACUCGUCCUUGAUAGCCGUGGGUGAAGAUCCCAACAUGCCUACACAGCAAGAGGUGGUUAAGAAAACAGAGAAAGUAACCAAAAAAAUUCAAGAACUGUUACAAUCUGCCCAGGAAGGUCAACACAGGAGUUUUGAGUCCUGCUCGGAGCGGAUAUACUCAGCUGUCACAGAGAUGGCCUCUCUUUUUCCUGAUGAGAUUGGUUCCGAAAGAUUACAAGACGCAAGAGUAGUUUUAGUGCUGAGUGCCAGGAGGCUACGGGACGAGUGCAAAUCAUGGCCCCCUUCACCUGAGCAGGACCCCAACCCAGACUUCCGCCUCAAGACUCAGCAAGUGAUACAGUACGCAUAUGACAUCGCCAAGGCAGCCAAGAAACUUGUCACCCUCUUCCAGUAGUAGACUCUUAGACCCUGGUGUUUGAUUCAGGUUUCAAUAUUUUUUUUUCCUUACUUAGCUAUUGCUCUGGGGGUUCAUGUAUGGACGGGAUAGAAGCUAUAACAAGAAACUACAUUUGUAUGUGUUUUACAUUCAGUACUAGGGUUUUGUACUGUUUUUAUUGUAUUUUAUUUGGCAAUACUUAAAUAUUAGAUUUCUUUUUUUUUUUUUCCUGAAUAAUUUUAUGGAAAACAAUUUGUGCCUUUAAAAAAAAAAAAGAUAACACAAUUCCUGGUGUAUGUAUAGCAGGGGGUGAGUUGGUUCCCAUAUCGAUGGCGGAGGUUUUGUUUCAUAAUGAAAAAAUGAAAGAAUCCCUUGUUUGACUCUACAGCCGCUUGUACUCAAUGUAGGAAACAUGAUAUUUUGUUCAGGGCAGGGUUGUAUCAGUCUUGCAAACCAAAGCAGUGUACAGUUGGUCAUUGGUGGACACUAGUGAUAGUAACAUAACAUGUCAUGAUACUAAGCACCACUAGAGCUUAUGUUUACAUUGAGAACCUCAGAAUGAUGUUGAAUUAAUCGCAGGAAACUUAUCAGAAUUUUUUUUUCCACCUUUGUAGCUAAUCAACUUGUCUGAAUUUACAAAUGUAAUUUAUUUGGGUGGGGUUUUAGGGUUUGGAGUUUUGAGACAUUGAUUUCAACAUUUUUUUCUCCUGGUCUUAGUUCAUCUAAAACAUAUCAGUUCUGUUAUGCUCUGUCAUUAGAUGGUUUCAAUCUUAGAGCAGAGCUAUAGAGUGAACAUAGUGACACAGGCGGGCCCUCUCCCAGAAAUAUUUGGCCCCAAACUGCUGGGUACAUGUGGGCCUUUUUGCCUUUUCCCCCCACAUGUCAAAUGCUAAUACAUAUGUAAGUUGCAUAAAAAAAGGGCCCCCGAACUACUAGAGUCCUAUUUGUACACCUUCUCCCCCCUGGCGGUGAGCCUCGCUCAAGAUUGUGUUUUCAAAACGCACUCUCAUUCAAAGUAGCUCUCUGCAACCACGGCCCUACAGUUCAAACCUUUGGUUGUUGUUUUUUUUUGUUGCUGCUGCAAGCAAACAAGAACUGUGGCUGUUGUAAUGUGUCACAUUGUCCUUGACCUGAAACCUAUUGAAAGUGCAAGUUGAUCCCAAAAAUAAACAUGUACAUCCUCUGCCAAUCAAUGUUUGACAUAUUGAUUCUAUUUUAAGUUCUGAAUAAUUGCAUGUUUGUAAAUAAUCAUAGUUGUUGACCUAUAUAACUUUGUUCAGUUCACUUCUGCAGGUUCCUUUCUUUUUUUAAAUUACAAUGUACACUUUUUUUUUUUUUUGUGGCUUCUUGACCUUUUAUUGAGUAAAAAUCUGGCUAUGCCUUACAACAUCUCCAAAGCACAAUGUUCAAAGCCAUCUGUACUUGUUCACACACAUUCUUGGUCCUCUGCUGUUGUUCUUGAAGCAGUUGCUUGCUCUUCAGUUUUGAAUGACAGUUGCCUCUCAACAAGGAUCAAGACAAGUGGAGAAAAUGUAUCCAUGGGUUCUCUGUUUUGUAAUAUAUGUAUGACAAAUGUAAAUUUGUACAAGAAUUUGGAUAUCCAUUUUUAGAAACAUUCUGUUUAACUAUAUGAAAGCGGAAAAAAAAAAAUAGGCCCCUGUUCUAAUUAUUUAUGCUAUUUAUUUCUUGUAAUCUAAUGUAAUAGUCAUUCAGUUACAUGUAGUUUUCAUUGUAUUCCAAUAUAGCAAGUGUUAAAUUUGUGCAAAUAUUUGUUACUGGGCAGAAGUUCAUUAUAUUUUUUUUUAAAUUUUAUUUCAAUGAAUGUAAACAUAGUUAAAGAACAUCCUGAAGUGGGAAAAAACAAAUUUGUGAAACUCUUUAAAAGUUGAUUAAAGAAAUUUGAAAAUAUUUUGCAGAUUGGCUGUUCCCCUUUGUAUCCCAACUAGAGUACAUUUACUUAUGAAUAGCCAAUAUUUUUGUUUUACAGUCGUCUCUUGUUAACAUGAUAAAAUCUAAUCUAAAUUGUUAUCUCGAGUCACACACCGGUACUUGGAUAGUGAUUAAACAAAUCUGUAACCAAAACUUAAGAGAGUCAUAUUUGUAAUCAUUAUUAGAGCCCUUUAGAUCUGAACUUAAACUUCCUGAGUAUCAGAAAACUUUAUGGCACAGUAGAUUUUGUUUCAAAAAAAUUAGACUUUAGAUGUUAUGAACAUCAUUUUUUUGUUGUUUAACCCAAUAGCUCCUAUUUCCAGUUCAAAAAACCCCUUUCAAAGUCCUAAGCAAGGAGGGAUAACUCCGUAUUUAAAAAAUCCUAAAAAAUAUGUAUUUUGCAAAAAAUAAUCAAAUUGAAGAUCAAAUACAAAUAAACAAACAGAUAACUUAAAAAAAUAGAACUAUAUGUCUAGUUUUAAAAUAUAUAUACGUUUAAUACCACUAGAUUAUAAAAAACUUCAAAAAUACUCAUUUUCCCACGUGGGGGCUUAUACACUGGGGCUAUGGGCCUGUUCGUUUGAAAAAUUAUUUAAAAAAUAAAAACCUUCCCGAUUUUUAUUAAAAAUAGAAUCCGUAAUCUCCAAAAUUAUUUGUAAUCACGCUUGCAACGAGACUAGAAGAAAUCUUCUAUUUAAAAUGUUUAAAUAAAGUAUAUUGAAUAGGGGAUUUCAGAAACAUUCUACAACGGUUUAGGACAAAAACGGGAAAACGUUUCCAACUGCAGAAGGAGCUAAUGGGUUAAAGGUCAGAUGUCAACGGACGACUGUCUUUAUACUUGUUGAUAUGUUUGAAUGACUGCAUGCACCCUCAUUAAUGUGUCAUCUAUAUAUGUAUCUAUAUCAUCUUUAUUGUUAUUUUUAUGAUAAUGGAAAUGUCAUAUGCUAUUACCUAUUGUUUACAAUGAUGUUGGACCUAAUUAAGGGGAGGCUAUCAUUUCAUUAAUUUGUAAUAUAUUCCGUAACCUUACUGGAUAAAACUUGGGAAACCCUUUUUAUCUUGGUUUGAUGUAAUGUUAGGUUUGAUUUAAUGGCUAGACUUCUACAUUCAGGUCUGGAUAAUGUUUCUUAUUAGUUGUGGAAGUAAAACUAAAGCAAGAUCAAUAUCAAGAUCAAUAUAGUUUGUAUUUAAGUUUGUAUUUUAUUUCGUUAAAUGAACUAUGGCCUAGCAUGGUUCUAAAUGUAUUAAUGAUGUCAGAGCUACUGUUUUGAUUCUAGAUACAAUUGGUCUUAUGUAAGGAUUCUAUCUUUUCUAGGAUCUCCACCUCAGAGUUGUGAAGUCUUGUCUAUGACCUUCACCUCAGAGCUGUGGUGCAUUAAGAUCUCUACCUCUGGCUGUUAAGUCUAGGAUAUCUGUCACAGGGCUGUGGGGUCAGAACCAAGAUUAUAAAAGUAAAAAAAGUGUAUCCCCAAUAGCAUCAAUGAGAGCCCAAAUAAAAGCGAAGUUUAUAUCUUAGUUGAGAGACUUUCUGUUUGCUCCCUUUGUAGAGUAAAUCCCAUCAACUCUUUGAACUCAUCUAACUCUACUCCAUUGUUCCUCUCCAAUGCCUUCUCUUGACCAAGACUGCUCUAGUGUAAGAUAGCCACCACCCCAUUACUUUUUAUUGAUUCAGAUUCUGAUGAGCAUCUAUUGUAUUGUAUAGAUUUGUUUUUAUUUUGAUGUUAUCUCUGUGUUUCUAUUGCAUGCUUGUUUUGCAUGGAUGUUUUUGAGUUGACUUAAUGUUAGUUCAUAUUAUAUGAUCUUUUUAAAACACUUUUGCAUACACCCCCCACUCUGACACAUGCAAAAUGAACUGUCUAGUCUCAAUAAAUGAAGUAAAUAAAUAACAAAAUGUGUGAAUCUCUUUUUUAUUCAUAUUAUCAUAGCUAUUUCUCUAAAAACAUGCUGCCUAAUUUGAUUUCAGUCUUGAUAUGUAUCUAAAAACAUGCUGCUAAAUUGAUUUCAGGAUCAAGUGGUUGAUAAUCAUUAGGAACAAUAAAUUUGUUUUCAAAUAGUUUCUAAAAGACUGCACAGAAUGGAUUCAACAUAGUUUAGAAAAUAGACAUUCCUAAUCAAAUGGUCUUUAAAUGUUUUUGUCUAAAUAAACCAUAAAAUUGGUCACUAUGCCUUUUAUUUCAUCAUAGCAUCUAUUCAGGUUUGACAUAAAUCAAACACUGCCCUGCUCAUCCAAAGUAAGAAUU